UAAGAUGUUGGAAUUUAACUCUCCUAUGUCUUCGAAUAACUCCAUGUUUUCCAUGUUUAAUUUAGAAGCUUCCCGUCAGAAUGCUUUAAUAUUGGGUAAUACGCAAAUUGGAUCUUUACAGCAUAUAUCCGACGUUAAGAAUCAAGGAAGAUACGGCAUAAUCAAAAAUCCUAUAGGAAUUUCGAAUAAUUCCGGGACACCUCAUGGGAUAAACGAUAUUCUCAAUCGACCUACCACUUUAUCAACUUCUGCACCGUUAGGUUCGUUAGGACCCUUGUCUCAUUUUCCCAUCGGUGUGAGUAGUGGCGUAUAUUUUGGUGCUUCUAAUAAUGGAUUGCAUAAAAUUUCUAUUUCGGAUCUUCCCGGAAGAUCUGCCGUUUAUUGGCCAAAUCCGGAUAUUUGGAGAGAGAGAUUUUCCACUCAAUCUAUGAAUUCUUGCCUCGAUAAAGACGGAAAGAAGAAACAUACCAGACCUACCUUUUCCGGUCAUCAGAUUUAUGUACUCGAAAAGACAUUCGAACAAACUAAAUAUUUAGCUGGACCGGAAAGAGCAAAACUUGCUUAUGCACUGGGAAUGUCCGAAAGUCAAGUUAAGGUGUGGUUUCAAAAUCGACGAACGAAAUGGAGGAAAAAACACGCCGCAGAAAUGGCAACUGCUAAAAAGAAACACGACACAGAAGCCGAACAAUUAAAUCAAGAAGAAGUAUCAGACCAAGAAGAUUUAGAUAAAAGUUUGGACGAAGAAUUUGCUUCAAUAUGCCGACAAGAAGAUUCGUCAGAGAGUGUAAACUCGAAUUAAAAAAAAAAAAAAAAAUUUGUAUCGAAGAAUAUGGUAGAUGUACUGUACAG
Messenger RNA from Centruroides sculpturatus (bark scorpion), 849 nucleotides. Its product is annotated as homeobox protein Nkx-6.2-like. Gene Ontology annotation, biological process: regulation of transcription by RNA polymerase II; cell differentiation. Bases 5 to 799 code for a protein of 264 amino acids. The transcript is spliced from 3 exons. Lineage: Eukaryota; Metazoa; Arthropoda; Arachnida; Scorpiones; Buthidae. The record is from RefSeq and is a predicted model, not a curated record. Gene Ontology annotation, molecular function: DNA-binding transcription factor activity, RNA polymerase II-specific; RNA polymerase II cis-regulatory region sequence-specific DNA binding. Gene Ontology annotation, cellular component: nucleus.